AACGGCACUCCGCUAUAUUGUUUUAUCACAGUUCUAGGGAGAAGUCGGAACAUUGAAUCAUGGUUUUUCUUUUCACAUUCAAUAUCUGUGCCUUGUCUUCACUGUUUCUCAGGCUCAUUUUUACCACAUCAUUUUAUGAGAGUUUGUAUAGAUCUCGUUCGGAGCUCACCUUUUAUCACUCAUUGUUUCAGAUUUUACUACCUACUUUGAAGUUUAUGUAGUCGGGAAAGUGACUUGUGUCGCUCCCAUGUACACCCUUUCAGCUGGACUAUGGGAAAGAUUUUUCAAAAAGAGGGAUUAUUACAUUGUUAUCGUGGGGUUGGACAACGUUGGGAAAACGACGUUUCUGGAACAGAUCAAGUCUCAUUUUGUGCAUGGCUAUGGUGCUUUGAAUCCUGCAAGAAUCACCAGCACUGUUGGCUUAAAUAUCGGGAAGGUGGAAAUCAAUAACACUUGCCUGAAUUUCUGGGACCUGGGUGGACAAGAAGAUCUUCGAACGCUCUGGAGCAGCUAUUACGAUGAAGCCAAUGCCAUGAUCUUUGUGGUCGAUGCUACGAAACGGGAACUGUUUGCAGAAGUGUCUAGUGUUUUCAGGGAAGUGAUCUCAAAUGAAUACGUGCAACGGAUGCCGAUACUUGUAGCCGUCAAUAAAAGUGAAAUUGAAGGCUCAGCUGAAGCUGCCGAGGUCCGGCAUAUCUUACACGAUGAAGAGCAUAUUGGAGAUUUGGCCGUUCUACCUGUAUCAGCCCUUGAAGGCACAAAUAUCGAUAGAUGUGUACGAUGGAUAGUACGAAGUCUAGCUAGCGAACCCCUGUAUCUCUAGUAUAUCUUUGCGAGUACCCAAAUCAUCUUCAUUUAUGAGUGUUUGUUGUAGUAAAUCAUAACCAUAUCACGUAUGAGCUCCGCCAUCUUCAUUUGAUAAUUUCAAACUUCCUUUGUUAAUCAAUCUAGUGGCAGUGGACUACAAAAUUUACUUUUCCUAUUUGUGACUGUACCACUUAUAUUUUUUGUUGUUGCUGAGCCGAAUGUACGGGUAUUUAUAUUUGUAUUUGCUUUGAGGCAGCGUCCAGGCAGGUAUAAACGGUUU
Molecule: messenger RNA, 1087 nt
Organism: Cylicocyclus nassatus
Lineage: Eukaryota; Metazoa; Nematoda; Chromadorea; Rhabditida; Strongylidae
Source: the annotation of a GenBank genome assembly